AUGGAUAAUUGUACAGGUCCAAAACCGAUACUGUCUAUAUUAAAUAGUUUACAAAUUUUGCCGAUUCGCUCAAUUAGAUGUUCUGUAUAUGGGAAGGAAAAUCAGGAAUUGUUCUCAUGCGAUUUCCAUUGUGCCUUGCUUGUGGCAAUUACGAUUCACAAAUCGCAAGGUUUAACAUUACCACAAACAGUAUUAGACAUUGGCAAUAAGGAAUUCGUUAUAGGUCUUACAUUCGUAGUCCGUGCUCUUUCUGAUUUCAAUAGUACUUUCUCUUAUUAUAGUUUACAAAAAUUGGAGACAAGUACACGUUUGUAG
Molecule: messenger RNA, 315 nt
Organism: Ambispora leptoticha
Lineage: Eukaryota; Fungi; Glomeromycota; Glomeromycetes; Archaeosporales; Ambisporaceae
Source: the annotation of a GenBank genome assembly